AUGAGCCUUCAAUGAGCUUCCCCUCCCUCAGUAUAAAUAGCCCAUCUUAUUGUCAGGCAAAUUUAAAACAUAGGGAUAAAGAACAUUUCCUCCCACUAGGAACUUGUUUUUCCAUCCUUGUGCAGUCCCAUUAAGGAGAGGAUUACGAUGCAUUGGUUCCUCAUUGUUCUUCUGUUCCUGAGUUCUGCAGUGUUCGGCGCUUCCGAAGGCACAGGCCAUGGGAACAAGAAGCUCCCAUCUGCUGUAGUAGUUGGGACUGUUUAUUGUGACACCUGCUUCCAGCAGGGAUUCUCCAAGGCCAGCCGCUUCCUUUCAGGUGCAUCAGUUGCGGUGGAAUGCAAAGCCGGGCCCUCUGGCCAGGUUUUCCGUCAAGAAGUGAAAACGAACAAGCAGGGAGAGUUCAGGGUCAAGUUGCCGUUCUCAGUCGCAAAACAUGUGAGGAAGAUCAAAAGCUGCUCGGUGGAGCUCAUCAGUAGCAAUGAGCCAUACUGUUCCGUGGCAUCAGCAGCAUCUUCUGAUUCGCUCCGACUGCAGUCUCGAAGGCAAGGGACCCACAUUUUCUCCGCUGGGUUCUUCACAUUUAAGCCAUUGAACCAGCCAAACAUGUGCAAUGAAAAGCCUAGUCUGGAAGAAGUCAAUUCCAAUAAAGCAGUGGUUCCUCCAAAUUUUGAUCCAACUUUCCCUCCUCCACUCCAAGACCCUCCAACGCCAUCCACAGGCUUCCUCCCUCCCCUACCUUUCCUUCCGAACCUUCCGCCUCUACCACAACUGCCCCCUCUGCCUUCCCUCCCAGGCCUUCCGAAUAUCCCACCGAAAACAGAAAAAACCACCAGAGAUGAUAACCUUAAUGCCAAGUUGAAGUCGGAUUCGUCAGUAGCUGACCAGAAGCUGACCUAUCCGGAAUUCUUCUUCCCGCCAAACCCUUUUAGGCCGCCUUCAGUAUUCCCACCCAACCCGCUCCAACCGCCAUCACUUCUCCCUCCUAGCCCACUUCAACCAGCACCUCUUCUACCCCCUAACCCACUCCAGCCUCCACCAGCGCCACUGAUUCCCCUGCCUCCGAUUCCGGGAUUGACUCCACCUCCCCCAACACCGGGCCUGCCAUUCCCUUUCCCUCAGCCCCCUUUCCCGCCAUCAACUUCCUUCCCCGGAGUGCCGCCGGCUUCUUCCUCCUCCUCCUCUUCUUCUUCUCCAGCUGAAACUUCCUCCCCUUGAUUCAGUAAUAUUAUGGGACAGUAACUAUAUGACCAUCCAUGUUAAUCUCCCCAGCAAGUUCAUGUUCAGAAAUUUGAGCGUUUUCAGGAGGCCGCUUUUCUGUAACUUUCAGGUAGAAUGGACAUUGUCAUGUUCUAGGAAUGUUUUUGGAGUUUUGUCAUUUGCGAUGGGACUCCUUGUUAAUAAUAUAUCGGUAGGAGGAUGAAUAAUUGUAGGGAAUAAAUCCAAAGUUUCCAUUCAUAUU
This is a messenger RNA of Punica granatum (pomegranate), 1459 nucleotides long. NCBI's taxonomy places the organism in Eukaryota, Viridiplantae, Streptophyta, Magnoliopsida, Myrtales, Lythraceae. The record is from RefSeq and is a predicted model, not a curated record.